Messenger RNA from Oryzias latipes (Japanese medaka), 3688 nucleotides. It is a transcript of the gene slc9a1b, whose product is annotated as solute carrier family 9 member A1b. Gene Ontology annotation, biological process: potassium ion transmembrane transport; proton transmembrane transport; regulation of intracellular pH. Gene Ontology annotation, cellular component: plasma membrane. The record is from RefSeq and is a predicted model, not a curated record. Gene Ontology annotation, molecular function: potassium:proton antiporter activity; sodium:proton antiporter activity. Lineage: Eukaryota; Metazoa; Chordata; Actinopteri; Beloniformes; Adrianichthyidae.
GGUGACGCCACCAGCCGGCUGGGGGCAGGCUUCAAACUGCCUCUGCGCGCGAGCCAAGAGCUCGGAGGUUGUCUCUGUAAAGCAACGUUUCUUUGAGGAUGAGCCUGUAUGACAACAGAGACCGCCGUUUGUUCUUCUACAUCUGUGCGUAAAUUUGACAUGCUUGAGGAGUUUAGUCAUAAAAACCCGCGCGUGCCUGGAGCGCCGUGCGCUCCCUGUCCGCAUCCUCCAUCAGCUCCUCAGCUGCUGAAGUGAAGCGGUCCAGCCCAUCUGAAAAUGGCUGGUCUCGGUUCGGAAUGUAGUCGGCGCCUGGCCGGCUGUGUGAGCCUGUUGUUGCUGGUUUUCGUGGCGGUGAUAGUAUCUGCGAGCCCCGAUGCUGCGACAGGAGCCAACGAGACGCUGAGGCAUCCAUCCGGACACAGCCUGGAUGAUUCCCAUGAUCACCCGAGGAACUCCUCUGAGCACCGGAAAGCUUUCCCCGUCCUCGCCUUCAACUACGAGCACGUCAGUAAGCCCUUCGUGAUCUCUCUGUGGAUCCUUCUGGCGCUGCUCAUGAAACUGGGAUUUCAUAUCAUCCCCAGAGUGUCGCACAUCGUCCCGGAGAGCUGUCUGCUGAUCUUUGUGGGUCUGCUGGUGGGUGGCGUCAUCAAAGCCAUGGAUCAAACGCCUCCAGUCUUAGACACAAAACUCUUCUUCCUCUACCUGCUGCCUCCCAUCAUCCUGGACGCCGGCUACUUCCUGCCCAUCCGACCCUUCACAGAGAACAUGGGCACCAUCCUGGUGUUUGCGGUGGUGGGCACGCUGUGGAACGCCUUCUUUAUUGGUGGGAUGAUGUUUGCGGUCUGUCAGAUUGAGGCGGCCCGGGUGGGCCACGUGGACCUGCUGUCCUGCCUGCUGUUCGGCUCCAUCAUCUCAGCGGUGGAUCCCGUGGCCGUCCUGGCCGUAUUUGAGGAGAUCCACAUCAACGAGCUGCUGCAUAUCCUGGUUUUUGGGGAGUCGCUCCUCAAUGAUGCCGUCACUGUGGUUUUGUAUCACCUCUUUGAGGAGUUUGCCCACGAAGGAACAGUGACUGUCGGCGAUGCGCUGCUUGGCGUGGUUUCCUUCUUUGUGGUCUCCGUGGGAGGAGUCAUGGUUGGCGUCAUCUACGGCGUUUUGGGAGCCUUCACGUCCCGUUUCACGUCGCACUCACGGGUUAUAGAGCCCCUCUUUGUCUUCCUUUAUAGCUACAUGGCCUAUCUCUCUGCAGAGGUCUUCCAUCUGUCGGGGAUCAUGUCUUUAAUUGCAUGUGGAGUAAUUAUGCGGCCUUAUGUGGAAGCCAACAUCUCCCACAAGUCCUACACCACGAUAAAAUACUUCCUGAAGAUGUGGAGCAGUGUCAGCGAGACGCUCAUCUUCAUCUUCCUCGGAGUGUCUACAGUGGAGGGUCCUCACAACUGGAACUGGAUCUUUGUCAUCUUCACACUCAUCCUCUGCCUGCUGUCCAGGGUGCUUGGAGUCGUCGGUCUCACCUUCAUCAUCAAUAAAUUCCGUAUCAUCAAACUAACCAAAAAAGACCAGUUCAUUGUGGCCUACGGUGGCCUGCGAGGCGCUAUAGCCUUCUCACUGGGGUUCCUGCUCACCGACACAGAGAAGAAGGACAUGUUCCUCACUGCCAUCAUCACUGUCAUCUUCUUCACCGUCUUUGUGCAGGGGAUGACCAUCAGGCCUCUGGUGGAGCUCCUGGCUGUGAAGAAGAAGAAAGAAAGCAAAGCAUCAAUUAAUGAAGAGAUUCACACACAGUUCCUGGACCAUCUCCUGACAGGAAUUGAAGACAUCUGUGGACAUUAUGGACAUCAUCACUGGAAAGACAAGUUGAAUCGCUUCAACAGGACGUAUGUGAAGAAGUGGCUGAUUGCCGGUGAUCGCUCCAGUGAGCCUCAGCUCAUUUCCUUCUACAACAAGAUGGAGAUGAAAGAAGCCAUGAUGCUGGUGGAGAGCGGGAGUGCCGCCAAGCUGCCGUCCUUGGCGUCUGCAGCCUCCCUGCAAAAUGCUCAGCAGAGAGCUCCACCCAAACAAAGAGCCAUCCCCAGCAUCUCAAAGACACGUGAGCAGGAGAUCAGGAAGAUCCUGCGAGCCAACCUGCAGAAGACCCGGCAGAGGCUUCGCUCAUACAGCAGACAUGACCUGUUCAGCGACCCGUUUGAGGACAGCAUGAGUGAGAUCCGCUUCAGGAAGCAGAGGGUGCAGAUGGAGAGGAGGAUGAGUCACUACCUCACUGUCCCUGCAAACCGCCAGGAGACUCCUUCUGCAAGGAAAGUCUGGUUUGAGCCAGAACAUAAAGUUUACACGUACGAUGAGAGCGAGAGCCCCAGAGACGGAGCCGCCCUGGAGACGCUGCCCGACACCGUCAGCCUGCUGAGCGAGUCGCCUCAGAGACCCGGUCAGAGCAGCAGGCUGAGAAAACGAGGUGACGCUGAGCAGAGCGCCAAUGCGCCUGACAGCCAGGAAGAGCCACAGAAACUGUCAAGAUGCUUCAGUGACCCCGGUCCAAAAGAGGAGGAGGAGGAAGGUGAAGGCUGAUGAGAAGGCACUUAAGCAGGACCUGGGAUCUCUUUAUACAAACAUGCUUGAUAUUUAUCCUUUGCAUUGGUUUUUUCUGGAAUUUAUUCUUUCAACUCAACUGCUUUUUUAUCAUUUCUAUCAUGUAAUACGGUGACUGAAAACCAAUAACUUAUCAGGCUUGGUUUUGCAGGCUGAAAUGAGUCGACAUCUUAGAAUGUAAAGGAAGAAGAGCACAUAUUUGAACCAGCUUGAAGAAUCAGAGGGUUGACGUUUACUUCCUUUCAAAGCACAGAUGAGGAGACUAAUGCAUCACCAACAGAUAGAUUUGCAAAUAUUGUAGAAACAUUACAGAACAUAUAGGAUUUGUACCCUCAUUUUUUUCUGACUGUGUCCUUCAGUGAAUGACCUAUAUGUUGUCCAGAAGAUGAAUACUGCCACUUUAAAUUGUACUUUUACAGUGCCACACAAGGUUUUACAUAUUUCUGAGUCCGUCCGCAGAGUAUGAUCCACUUUUUACUGUUGUUUCUCUUUCAAAGAUGCAAAUAAUUAAAAAUGUACUCUAAGUAUGAUCAAAGUGGCUGCUAGAGGACAUCUAUCAGUGCCGUUGGGGAAUUUUUUUCAUGAAUAUCAGCUGAGAGCCUUGAAGUAUGACGCACCAACACGUGAUUUUACAUCCCAGCAAAGGACUCAGGCGUCAGGAAAACACUAUGAAUGUUAAACUUGCUUAAAAGUAUUAAACUUCACUACAAAACCAACCAAAGUCUGAACCAGAAUAGCACUGUUUAUCUUCACAGGCUGCAGCUCCGUCAGUGUUUUCUCAGGGACUCCUGCAUGGCUUUUCAAGCACGCAUUUAAAUGUGAAUACUUUAUAAAGUGUUUUGGGCUAUGAUGCAAACAUUAUAUAUAAUAUUUCUGCAUGUUGGAACAAAACAGCAUUCUUUCUAGUUGGACUUUUAUGAAGGGAAAUUGAAGGGACUGGAUUGUGGCUGAACCUCACUGCUCUGAGCUUUUGCUACCUGCACGUUUGCCUUAAAGGUUUUUGCAUUACGUGUUAAACUUUUUGUGUGUUAAACUUUUUGUACCUUGUAAAGAAAAACUUAUUGUAAAUGCCAAAUAUGGGAAAUCUGAAAUAAAUGUAUAUUGUGAA